Messenger RNA from Protobothrops mucrosquamatus (brown spotted pit viper), 882 nucleotides. It is a transcript of the gene AQP9, whose product is annotated as aquaporin 9. The coding region runs from base 1 to 882 and encodes 293 amino acids. Gene Ontology annotation, molecular function: urea transmembrane transporter activity; water channel activity; glycerol channel activity. Gene Ontology annotation, biological process: glycerol transmembrane transport; water transport. NCBI's taxonomy places the organism in Eukaryota, Metazoa, Chordata, Lepidosauria, Squamata, Viperidae. Gene Ontology annotation, cellular component: basolateral plasma membrane; plasma membrane. The record is from RefSeq and is a predicted model, not a curated record. The transcript has 6 exons.
AUGACAAAGAAAGCAGGAAAGAGCCUGAAAGAAAAAAUGGCCCUCAAGAACCACCUGCUGAAGGAAGUGCUGGCCGAACUCCUGGGGACCUUCAUUUUGGUUGCCCUGGGCUGUGGCUGCGUGGCACAAACGGUCCUGAGCAGAGGGGCCCUGGGAGGAGCCCUGAUGAUCUCUGUUGGCUUCGCCAUGGCCGUCACCCUUGCCAUCUACGUGGCCGGGGGCAUCUCUGGGGGUCACAUCAAUCCAGCCGUCUCCUUCGCCAUGUGCCUGACUGGGAAGAUGAAAUGGGCCAAAUUCCCCGUUUACGUCCUGGCACAAUAUCUGGGUGCCUUUCUCGGAGCUGUUGCGGUCUUUGGCAUCAACUACGACGCACUCAUGUUCUACACCAAUGGCACCUUCGCUGUCAAAGGACCCAACGCCACAGCGCACAUUUUUGCAACAUACCCUCAGGAAUAUUUGUCCCUGACCAAUGGCUUUGCAGACCAGAUGAUGUCCACGGCCUUUCUUAUCCUGGGGGUCUUCGCCAUCUUCGACACAGACAACUUGGGGGUCCCGAAGGGGCUGGAGCCCAUCGCCAUCGGCCUCCUCAUCAUACUGCUGACCUCUUCCAUGGCCCUGAACAGCGGCUGCGCCAUGAAUCCUGCCCGAGAUCUGGGGCCCCGCCUCUUCACCUACCUGGCGGGGUGGGGGGGCGAAGUCUUCACAGCUGGCCAUAACUGGUGGUGGGUCCCCAUUGCCGGCCCCAUGGUUGGAGCAGCCCUGGGAGCUGCGACCUACAUGCUGUUCAUCGAGGUCCACCACUUCCCCUUCUCCCCCUGCCAGAAGAUGGACACGGGCGCCCUACAUGAACAUGAACUGACCCACCUGGAGGAGGGGAAGUAG